Molecule: messenger RNA, 657 nt
Organism: Aspergillus calidoustus
Lineage: Eukaryota; Fungi; Ascomycota; Eurotiomycetes; Eurotiales; Aspergillaceae
Source: the annotation of a GenBank genome assembly
AUGGCCUCCAGAGCCCCAGCAGGCGGCCGUCCAGGAGCUCGGUUCGCUCAAUUUAAGCUUGUCUUGCUUGGAGAAUCUGCUGUCGGAAAGAGUUCACUUGUCCUGAGAUUUGUCAAGGAUCAAUUUGACGACUAUCGAGAAUCAACGAUCGGCGCUGCCUUCCUCACACAGACCAUCUCGCUGGACGAAAGCACGACUGUGAAGUUCGAGAUCUGGGAUACUGCUGGUCAAGAGCGAUACAAGUCUUUGGCUCCCAUGUACUAUCGCAAUGCGAACUGCGCUGUUGUUGUCUAUGAUAUUACUCAAGCCUCAUCGCUAGAUAAGGCCAAGUCGUGGGUAAAAGAGCUUCAGCGACAAGCGAACGAGAAUAUUGUUAUCGCUCUUGCAGGCAACAAACUUGAUCUGGUUACCGAGAGCCCCGACAAGCGAGCGAUCCCGACCGCCGAUGCGGAGGCUUAUGCUCGGGAAGCUGGUUUACUCUUCUUUGAGACCUCCGCCAAGACCUCGUCGAACGUGCGCGAGCUGUUCACGGCAAUCGCGAAGAAGCUUCCACUUGACCAGGCCGGACCUCGGAACUUGCGGACAGCACCUCGUCCCGGAGUCGACCUCCGACCGGAGGCACCGGGCACCCAAAGUGGCGGUUCCUGCAAUUGCUAG